CCAACUGCCGUUAAACUUCACCAAAGAAGAAGAACAAUUACGCAUGUACUCGCUGCUGCCGAAAGAAAACAUGGCGCUCGAGGAACCUAAUGGAGAUUUUCCAUAUUUACCUUCAGGGGCGGUGGAGGUAAACAGGAUGAUAAAGGAGAAUGGUGACCUGUUUUCUGAUGCCCUGUGCAAAGUCUGCAGUGCUGUCCUGAAUUCUGACUCACAGAAACUUGCACAUUAUCAGAGCAAAAAGCAUGCCAACAAAGUCAGGCGCUACAUGAGCAUCCACAAAGAAGAGGAGCCCACCAUCAAAAGGUUCAAGUUGCCUUCGGGAGACAGCGGCAACAGUAAUGAAGAGACGGACCGCUCCAAAGCCUGUCUUAUAUGUAAUAUGACAUUUUCCUCUCCGGUGGUGGCUGAGUCCCACUACCAGGGCAAGGUGCAUACCAAGAACCUGAGACUGAAGACUUUUGGCCACCAGCCCCCAGUAGCACUACCUCAGGCCUUGGCCCCAGUAGUGAAGAAGAAGAAGACUCAGUUAGAAGAGGCGAGCAGCGUGGCAUCGUCAGGCCCUGCCGAGGACGACCAGGACCACUUCUGUUCCAUCUGCCACGCCUCAUUCAACAACCCCCUCAUGGCCAAGCAGCACUACGAAGGCAAGAAGCAUAAAAAACAGCUGACCCAGCAGAAGCUGAUGGAGACCUAUGGGCCGUCCACAGCACCAGCUUCUACAGUAAAGGGCUAUCCAUGCACUGUGUGCAACAUUGAACUCAACUCUGUGGAACAGUAUCAAGCUCACAUCAGCGGCUCCAAACAUAAGAACCAUGUCAGAGGGAAGAAAGGGAGCAACCCAACAUUUGUCAGCCCCUCUGAAAACCAGUACACAGCAGAAAACCAGCAGUCUGAGUACCGUUAUACGCCUGAAGCCGAACCUGUCCAGGAGGACUGGGGCGCUUUCAACCAGGACUACGAGUGAAGAGACUCCCAGUACCCCCACCUCUCUCCAACUACCACAGUUCACCAGCUACUGGUGUCCCUCAGUUAGGGCCAGGAGGAUUUCCUGACCACAUCACCUGACCAGGAAAAAUUCUUUGUUAUAGGCUACAACUACGCCCCAGAGUUUUCCCUGUUCAUGUCACAUGGUCAUGUAAAAUCCCUGGAAAGAGAGUGUGUCCUCCCUUCUUCUCUCUGUGGUGUCGUAUCUGCCUCAUAGGUGAAUCCUAUCUAUCUACUCCAGUUCUACUUCAUUCUAUCUGUACUCAGAGACGGUCAGUCUCCCAGUACAUGUGUUGGUUGUGUUCUCAGUCGGUCAGACCAGAGAGGUAUAGAGACACUUGGACAUGUUGUCUAUUAUUCCUGUUCAAAAUGUCAAAUUUCAAAUUCCGACAUAAUACAGUACAAUGAUAUGACGUUGGUGUGAUGGACUUGCAGUAGUGUUCUGGUUCUAUUUUUAUAGAACCCCCCCCUCCCUCCCUUCUAGAGUUUUGUCCAACACCUACAGUGGGGCAAAAAAGUAUUUAGUCAGCCACCAAUUGUGCAAG
Oncorhynchus tshawytscha (Chinook salmon) is the source of this 1529-nucleotide messenger RNA. It is a transcript of the gene znf346, whose product is annotated as zinc finger protein 346. The record is from RefSeq and is a predicted model, not a curated record. Bases 44 to 964 code for a protein of 306 amino acids. NCBI's taxonomy places the organism in Eukaryota, Metazoa, Chordata, Actinopteri, Salmoniformes, Salmonidae. The transcript has 7 exons. Gene Ontology annotation, molecular function: zinc ion binding; nucleic acid binding.